UGGUAUUUCACACUAAAUAAACAUUUUAAUUAUUUUAAGUGCCACUUAUAUAACGAAAACUACAGUUUCGGUAUGAUGACAUCAACAAAUUCUCCAACGAUCACAACGGAAGGCGUAACUGGUGAUUUAUCAACGAGCAAUGUGCAUUCUUUCGCCCAGUCGUCUGCUAACACAUUGCAACAAACGACAGAAACAACGGCUGCUGUAACGAACCAAGCAGGCUCUAUAAGCACGGAAGACGCAGGAAAUAUGACUACAACGAACCCGCCGACGGCUGUAUUCUCAACAACGGAUUCCAGCACGCAUACAAAUGUAAAAUCAUCAACCGAUUAUUCUGUCACAGCAGACGACAAUUCUACAACUUCCAGUAACACGACUGCACCAAUUUUAAGCGGACUUAAUGCAUCAACGACAUAUGACGUCACAACGGACGUAACAGUUUCUUCGCAACUUCCGCACAACUCCGCAUCUACGGCUGUGGUAGGGUUAGUUAAAACCUGUCCUGAUCCGUCCCCUAUCUCUGGUGGUAAAAUUCUGUCAACAGGACCGUAUGUUGCUAACGUGAGCAGUGCUGUGUAUUCGUGUGUCGCCGGUUUGACAUUGACCGGACAAUCUAAGAUCGGCUGUAACAUUACGGGGACGUGGGAGAAACAACCACCGAGCUGUGUACCUAUAAACAGGCAAAAUGUCCACAAUCAUAUUUCACUUGAUGAUUCUACUAGAGUACCUCUUUGGAUGACAAUAGUGCUAUGUGUGGCCUUUGGUCUGCUGUGUCUUCUUUUGCUAGCGUGUUUGCUGAUGUAUUGUCUCAAAAUAUUUGGCUAUUGCAAAGGAUCGACGGUAGGGGCAAAAUUAGUAGUACGUGAAAGAGGAGUCGAAAAUGGUGAUGUAAAUAGGCGGCAAACAUUUGCAGACGACUUUGGAUCAGCAAACAAAUAUGACAGACCAAAGCAUGUUUCUUACGAAGAAAAUGACGAACGCUCAAGACGUCAAAGGGAACAAGGCAAUAUUGCGUCGUCAAGGAUUCCCGUAAAAUAUACUGGUCAAAAUGGUUUGAGAAACGGACCGUAUAAUCAGAUCAAUAGCCACACUGUGGAAGGCCCUACAACGGGGAAAUUGUAUCGUCGGGAGGCUAAAAUGCCUUCAAAAGAGACAUGGAUGCCACACAGCCGAAAUUAUCGAAAUAUAAAUACAAGUACAAAAUAAUGUGACGAUGGUGUCCCUUGUUGCAAAGACAUAACUCAUAUACAUUGUAGAAAUAUCUUUGUAUGUAUAAA
Messenger RNA from Ruditapes philippinarum (Manila clam), 1277 nucleotides. RefSeq lists its product as uncharacterized. The transcript has 4 exons. The record is from RefSeq and is a predicted model, not a curated record. Lineage: Eukaryota; Metazoa; Mollusca; Bivalvia; Venerida; Veneridae. The coding region runs from base 73 to 1206 and encodes 377 amino acids.